AUGACCAUCGUCAGAUUAGUUACUGCUUCCGACAAGCCCCAAUGGCUUGUUCUCUGGAAAAAAUACCUCGAGUUCUAUGCUUCUACUGGAAACAAGGCAGCCGAGCAUGUUCCAGAUACUGUGACAAACACGACCUUUUCCCGCUUUUUGGACGAUUCGGAGCCCAUGGCGUGCCUUGUGGCCGAGGACGAGUCUUCAAAAACCCUUGUUGGUUUUGCACACAUUCUCUGGCACCGAAACACUUGGGCAAUCGAGGACAAAAUCUACCUUAAUGACCUAUAUGUUGAUGAAAAUAUUCGCUGUGGCGGUGUAGGCCGCAAGCUUAUUGAGGCCGUGUACAAAUAUGGUGACGAACACGGGAUGCCUACGGUCUACUGGCGUACCCAAGAAUUCAAUCACCGCGCACAGCUGCUCUACACCAAGGUUGGUAUUCGCGAUGGCUUUCUUACCUACAAGAGACCUUGA
Messenger RNA from Magnusiomyces paraingens, 465 nucleotides. RefSeq lists its product as uncharacterized. Gene Ontology annotation, biological process: protein acetylation. Gene Ontology annotation, molecular function: N-acetyltransferase activity. The transcript has a single exon. The record is from RefSeq and is a predicted model, not a curated record. NCBI's taxonomy places the organism in Eukaryota, Fungi, Ascomycota, Dipodascomycetes, Dipodascales, Dipodascaceae. The coding region runs from base 1 to 465 and encodes 154 amino acids. Gene Ontology annotation, cellular component: cytoplasm.